Molecule: messenger RNA, 708 nt
Organism: Striga hermonthica
Lineage: Eukaryota; Viridiplantae; Streptophyta; Magnoliopsida; Lamiales; Orobanchaceae
Source: the annotation of a GenBank genome assembly
AUGUCAGAGAGAAAAACUCCGGCGAGAAAGAAUAUUCCGUCGAAUAGGAGAGCAGCCAGCCGCAAGGUCGAUGCCAGCAGAUGGGGAAAGCUGCGGAGGCCACCGGCGAAAGCCGGUGCUCUGAGGAGGACCAAAUCGGAGCCGUCGCUGCUGAAGCAGAACGCCCGGGGCGGAGAAGCCAUGCCGGAGGAAGACGAUACGCCGUCGUAUUUGCCGCAGACGUGGACAUACAUGCUCUCGUCUCCGGAUCUCACUGCGCCUCGAUCGCCGGAAAAAUGCUUCCCGGCUUACAAUCGAGAUGCCAAGGUUGUGGUGAAUGUGACAGUUGAGGGAAGCCCGGGCCCGAUUCGGGCUAUGGUCAAACUGGGGUCCAACAUCGACGACACCAUAAGGCUCGUGGUUGAUAAAUACAAUGAAGAAGGCCGAACCCCCCGUCUCGAAAAAGAUGCCGCUAAAUCGUGCCAAUUGCACCACUCGCACUUUAGCCUCGAGAGCUUGAACAAAUCGGAUUUGAUCGGUGAUAUUGGCAGCAGAAGCUUUUAUCUUCGCAAGGGCAGUAGUUAUGAUAGUCGAGCCGUCUCGACAAGUGGAUCUUCUGCCUCAUCUCUCUGUCUUCUUCCGAGCUUCAUUGAUCGAGGGAUUAUGGAAGUCUUACGAAGAGCACAGAAGUUGCGGAAAUUGUUCAGCUGCAUACCGUGGAUUGAAUGA